This is a messenger RNA of Suillus subalutaceus, 1408 nucleotides long. RefSeq lists its product as uncharacterized. The record is from RefSeq and is a predicted model, not a curated record. Bases 269 to 1408 code for a protein of 379 amino acids. Lineage: Eukaryota; Fungi; Basidiomycota; Agaricomycetes; Boletales; Suillaceae. The transcript is spliced from 13 exons.
AAACUGGAAACUCGGAAUAACAAGUUGACUGCCAUACACUCAACAGCCUGAGAGAAUGUGUAGAAAGACACACCAGUUUCUUCUCUUUAUCUCCACAUCACCCCAAUAAGCACCCCCCCAUUCCCGUCUCACUCUGUUACUUCUGCUCGAGGGGACCAUCGCGCGAUUAAUUAAUAUUCCUCUGCGAACCUAGUAUGGUCCCGAGGCAGACGGAGGUUGCUCCUGGUUAAUCAUCACGCAACCACUAGCAAUACUCGCUAGGCUGUCGAUGAAAGUUGCCGUCGUAGGGUCUGGCGUUUCUAGCUUAGCUACGACAUGGCGCAUAUUCGCGAUUCGCGUUCUUCAAACUGAGUUGACGUUCAGGGUCUGCAGAGACUCGGACAUUUUUGAAUGUGCUGCAAAAUCAUCACGUCUUCUAGAUCCCGACAUGUGGCGAUUAAUCUAUGAUGUGCUCGGGUUCAGUGCCUGUGCACGACGCCUCGUCUCUAACAAGGCCUCUUCCGACGAUCCAGACUUGUCUUUUCUGCAGCUUAUGACAACUACAAUAUGUAGUACACCGCCUGAGAAGUGCCUUAUAAACAUCCCUGCUCGGACUUUGGUACGAUUCAUGAGUAAUCAUCACCUUUCACAGAUUACGGGUAAGCCGUCGUGCCUUACUAUUGAAGGUGGGGCUAUUGAGUCUGACUGCAUUCCCUAUUCGCAACUACUUGAUGCGAUAUUGUCAAAACUUCCUCAGGAAAAGUUACACUUGUCCUCUCCUGCGAAGGCCGUCACGACCGUCCUGCUGAAGACGCAUAACCCAGAUGCUAUCACAGUGUACGACUGGGUUAUUCUAGCAUGUCAUUCGGACGCACGACAAUUCUGGAAGGCGGACGCGAUCUGUGCUGACGGAGAAGACGUCCUCAAAAGUUUUGAAUGGAAUAUGAAUGUUGUAGUGCUGCACAGUGACAUUAACGUACUUGAUGCCAAAGCCAGGAAUGCUUGCUCGAACGACAAGGGUAAACACAAAGCUAACAUAAACAAAUUGCAGCAUCUGCCAAAGGAUCUUCACGGCCCGGUGCUGGCCACCCUAAACCCACCAACCGAUUCAAACGUCACUAAACCUGCUGCGCGAUUCGCCUACGAGCGCCCCCAUCCUCAACAGCAAGCGAUCAUCGCUCGGAAGGCAAUGACGAACAUUCAGGGCCGUGGCGGUGUCUUGUUCGCGGGAGCGUGGCUUGGGUAUGGAUUUCACGAGGACGGGUUUACGUCCGAUCUGCGCGCCGUUCUUUCAUUUGAUGGAGCUGGUGCUGAUCGCGAACCUUGCGUACCUUUGUUUGCUCCGCUCUUUGGCAGCUUGGAAAUUACUGGUAUAUGUGCUGUAGUUGGCACAGCUUUAACAUUGGCGCUCCUCAUCGUGCAGUCAUGA